CUCUCAGCAACUUCUGCCCAGCAACAUAGACGGUGUAAAUAAAACCACACACAUAUAUAACUCUCAUUUGUUAUAAUGUUUUCCACAAAACCCAUUUGAAUCUACAUCUCAAUUCUUUGUAUAUAUCACUACUACGUACGUACUAGCUAGUCUAUACAUAUAAAUAUAUAGAUUAUUUGUAAGAUGAGCAAAUUGUAUUUAGAGAUGGAACAUGUUCUCCAAUACUUCGACGAGAACGGUGAUGGAAAAAUAUCACCCUCGGAGCUAAGGAAUCGGCUUGGCGUAGUGGUUGGAGAAGAGCUUCCACUUAAAGAGGCAGAAGAGGCUGUGGAAUCCUUGGAUUUGGAUGGAGAUGGCUUCUUGGGAUUGGAUGAUCUUGUUCAUUUGAUGGAAUCCACUGACGGUGAGGAGGAGAAGUUGGAAGACUUGAGAAGAGCUUUUGGGAUUUAUGAUAUGGAGGGAAUUGGCUUUAUAACACCCAAAAGUUUGAAGAUGAUGCUUAGUAGAUUGGGAGAGUCCAAGUCCAUUGAUGAGUGCAAAGCUAUGAUCAAUUAUUUUGAUUUGAAUGGGGAUGGUGUUCUUAGCUUUGAUGAGUUCAGGAUUAUGAUGCAGUGAGAUUUUGUCAUCAUUUUAUUGUUGUUACAAUUUAUUUUUUAUUUUUUGUAUGUCUGUAUAUUAAUACAAUACUCAUAUUUAUUAUUUUCAUUUUGUUAUGGAGCAACUUAUAGAAUAAGGGAUUGGGAAAAUGCACUUGACUAGCUUUAUCCACAAAAUGAUGGAUAAAGAUUUAGAAAUAUGUAAAGUCAAUAAGGAGGAUGAGAAAAAUGUUCUUGAAGAGCACGUAAAAGAUGAGCAAAGUGUACGUAUGAAGAUCAAAUGAUAGAGCUGCUCUCAAAUGUAGAAAAUUGCAACUAGAAACUAGCAAAAAUGAGAGCUGCUCUUGACAGUAUGAAAUUUGCUAUUAGUUAGCUUAUAAUUGUAAUGUUUGGUGAGAAAUUUAAUAGAUGAUUUAUAUGUAAGAGAAUAAAUAAAUAUGAGAAUUGUAUUAUGAA
This is a messenger RNA of Humulus lupulus (European hop), 1052 nucleotides long. Its product is annotated as probable calcium-binding protein CML31. Lineage: Eukaryota; Viridiplantae; Streptophyta; Magnoliopsida; Rosales; Cannabaceae. Bases 184 to 615 code for a protein of 143 amino acids. The transcript has a single exon. Gene Ontology annotation, molecular function: calcium ion binding. The record is from RefSeq and is a predicted model, not a curated record.